This is a messenger RNA of Dermacentor silvarum, 1118 nucleotides long. Its product is annotated as THAP domain-containing protein 10-like. The transcript has 4 exons. Bases 268 to 849 code for a protein of 193 amino acids. The record is from RefSeq and is a predicted model, not a curated record. NCBI's taxonomy places the organism in Eukaryota, Metazoa, Arthropoda, Arachnida, Ixodida, Ixodidae. Gene Ontology annotation, molecular function: sequence-specific DNA binding.
CAGUGCCUGCAUGGAGAUACACUCUAAUGGACAUGCUAAUGGAUAUCUUGAACUUGUGUUGAUGCAUUUGUCGCUUUGUUGCCACUCUCUGCCGUAGUUGCAGCUCGUGACGGCAGCUUAAUGGUUCUUUGCGUCGUGUUCUCCGCGCGAGUGUCCUGUUCACGGCCGCGGUUCCGUUGUGCUCGGCGUUGUAGGAAGGUGAUGCUUUGAGUGCGCCGCAAUGACUGCAAGUGUGUGUUAGCUAAUGCAUUGAUUUCGGUAUUGAACAUGUCGAGAUUUACCUGCUGCGUGGAAUACUGCUACACAAAACAAGGAGACGGUGUAGCAAUGCAUCAGUUUCCUACCGUAGAACCUCUACGAAAGCGGUGGAUUGAGUUUGUGCGCGCCACUAAACGCGAUGGAUGGAAUCCGGGGCGGACCAAUCGCAUCUGUGCGCUCCAUUUUGAGGCUACUUGCUUCAUGCAAAAUCCGCGAUACUUAGCGCAGUUUGGUUUUGCCACGAGUAGACUUCGUCUCGAGCCUAAUGCCAUCCCGAGCAUUUACCCCGGCGUUAGUGGCUCGCAAGCAAAAGCAGCUGCUGCAGCCCCCAAACAUCCUCGCCGCGAGUCUGGCGAAGGGGAGCCAGCAGGAGAGCCUGCUUCCUUGGUGCAAUUGUCGCUGAAGCGCCGCUUCGCGGACCCGAUAUCCAGGCCGACUAUUCCGGGACACAUAAAAGUGGAUGCACAGACACAGUAUGCUGUCGCAGUGGCCUCCAAGACUGCUCAGGUGGCUAUGAUGCCAAAGCCAAGGCCUGUACAUACCAAAAGAAGCCGACUGGUAAAAGACAUGGAAUGCCAGACCGACUUAUAGUAUCAGAAGAGGUGCGUCAGUGGGCUCUCUACAGUGAUAAUGUUGAGACCCAUCUUUAACAUGUAUGUUAGAGGUGGCUCUGGACUGCGGCAGUACUUGUCAUGACAGGCAACGUGUGUUGACUGUCAUGGCUAGUACUGUCACUUUGAGAGCUAUCUCUAACGUAUACGUCAAGAGAUGGGUCUGAGCAGUGCCAUUGUUGAGAGCCCACCACUGUCGUGACUAAGACAGACGAGCUCUACAACAAUCAUCCCAACCAUUCUGGAUGA